Danio rerio (zebrafish) is the source of this 2931-nucleotide messenger RNA. The record is from RefSeq and is a predicted model, not a curated record. NCBI's taxonomy places the organism in Eukaryota, Metazoa, Chordata, Actinopteri, Cypriniformes, Danionidae.
CGAUUUAAUUAAAGUUUCGGGAUUUUUUUCUUCUGAUGCUAAAUUAUUUACCUGCUGUUUACAAACCCUUUAUACAUCGUAGUACUAUUUUAUUCUCAGUAGCCGAGGGUUAUUGUUUGAAACAGAAAAGGGUGUAAUAGGCCAAUUUCACAAGAACCGGAAGCUCGUCGCCGCUGGGUAAUUUUACUUCCGCUACAGUUACAACAAACGAUUUCUAUGCUGAGAAAACAUGGAACGAUUUUUUACAACAUCUCUCUCCACUCUGCCGCAAAUUAAGUUCGAGGACAUCAACCGAAUUGUUGCAGAAAAUUCUUUAACCACGGGGUCAAGACUGAAGAAGGGAUAUAAAUUCUUUGUUGAAGAAUUUAUUCAUGGGUAUCAAGAUGUUUUUGGAGUCUCAUGGAGAGCCUAGUGUCACUGCUUAUGCAUGUAGUUGUGCAGCUGGCAAAGGGUUAUGUAACCAUCUAACAGCUCUGUUGUAUCAAACAGCCCACUAUGUGCAGCUUCAUCUAAAAUCUGUCCCACCAACAGUGGCUUGCACAAGUGAACAACAAAGAUGGCAUCGUCCAAGGACACAGGGUGUCAGUCCAGAGGCAGUGAGUCAACUUGUAGUUCAGAAACCAUGUUCUUUGGGGAAGACAGGAGUAAAGUCUACGCUGUACAAAGCUCACACAGGUCCACUUCCAGAUCCACACAUCCUGGCUUCUGGAGCAAAACUAAACCAGAUUGACCCAAAACCUUUGUUGGCUCAUAUACUUGGAGGCAUGUCAGAAAUGGAGUUGGUCAGCUCGCAGUUUGGUCCAUUACCCCGGGGCAGUCCUCUUUCGUACCACUAUCCUCUCACAGCUGCUGAUCAACCUACAGUUGAUUUCCCCAACCUGCCAGUGUGUGGCAGUCAGUUUAGUACAAACUUAAAUUUUGUUCCCACUCACCACCAAUCUUUUCAUUUGCAGUCAAUACAAGUGUCACACAUCUUAUCCGGUCAGAUUGAGCACAAUACUCGACUACAGUCAAAUUGUGCUGCCUGGGCACAUGCGCGUCAACCAAGAGUCACCGCAAGCAGGUUUAGAGAAGUCUGCUAUGUGGUUGGUGAAUCUGCUAGCCAGUCAUUAGCAGCACGUAUACUAAAAGGCACAAAGCAGACAAGUGCUAUGAAACGUGGACUUGAACUUGAACCAGAAAUUUUGAAACAAUAUUCUGAAACAAAGAGGGUUACGGUUUUACCUUGCGGCUUUGUUGUUCACCCAGAUGCACCACAUCUAGGUGCCAGUCCAGAUGGGAGAGUAUAUGAUCCAUCUGAAAUCUUCCCAUUUGGUCUAGUGGAAGUAAAAGCUACAUCUGCUGAAAGUAUAGGCCAGGCUUCAUUUAUUAAAAUGCAAAAGGGCCAAGCCAAACUCAAAGAAACACACAAAUACUAUUGGCAGGUUCAAGGCCAGCUUGCCGUAACUGGUCUGCAGUGGUGUGACUUUGUGACUGACACACAGUCAGACAUAACCAUCCAGAGGAUUUGGCGAGAUGAUGUCUUUAUAACAUCAAUGAAGGAGAAGUUGGACAUGUAUUACUAUUAUGUAUAUAUGGACAAGUAUCUAUCUAUGGUUUAAGCAUUGCUGUAGCAAAGGGUUAAUUCACACAAAAUUUAUAAUUUUAAUUACUCACCUUGAUACUUGCACUUGUGAGCUAACCCUUUAAAAUUGCUACCACGCUAUGUAUAUAUGUAUAGUAAUUAAUUUUAUAUUGUUUUACAACUUUGUCUAUUUUUAAACUACUAUUAUAAUUGUAAAAAUUUCAUGUUGUAUCAGUUCAGGUUUACAAUUCUGUAUUAUAUCUGAAACUAACAAUAAAAUGUGUCAAAUAACAACUGGACAACAGAACAACUGUAUGAUAUGUUUAUUUUGACCAAUAGCAAUUAUUAAAAAAAAAGUUUAUUCAAACUGUCCUUAUUAUUAUCAGGAGACUGCUCAUUUUUGCUUGAUAAAAGUAACAAAUCUGCCUCUGAGCACAGAGGGGGAAAUACAUUGUAAUAUUUUUUGUAAAAGUUAAGAGGAAAUCAUAAAAUUACAUUAACUUGUAGCUAUUUUAAUAAUAACAAACAGAACAAUGUAACAAAUCAGCACAGAAUCCUUCAAAUGUAUCUAAACAAACACUGAGUUAAUUUUAUGUGGUUGUCAUGUUUUCCGUUCUUUGUAUAUGGAUUACUCUGAUGGGUUUGAUUUCUACUAUUUUACACAUUUCAGGAUAGUUAAACUGAAACUAAACUGAAAAUUAACUGACUAGCCAGACAAUCUGGCUUCAAGGUAAAGGCCACAGAAGAUGCAGAAAUCUGGCUCAUUUAAUGCUCCAAAAACAUUGGUCCCUGGUAAUUUACCAUGAAGCAGCAGUUAUGCCAGAUCUGGUCAAUUGUUCCUGACAAGCUUAGUGGUACAGCAGAAUCGAAGAUGUGGUUUUCUUUAACUCGUCGUAUUACUCUUUCCACCAGAAUUCUGAGCCGUGCAAUGGUUUGUGUUUUUUGACAGUCUGUCUUGCUGAACUGCCGGUCACGCUUGAACGGUGGAAUUAUUAGUGUAGCACCAACAUUGGUGAUCAUGUCCCCAAUUGUAAAGCCUUUGUCAGCCAUCACCUCAUCUCCAGGUUCAAGUAGACUCAAGAUGCCAGACCUCCUUGUAAUCUCUUUGUCAGAGAUUGAGCCAGUGUACAGACGAGAGAUGAAUGUUACUGCACCACAUGGAGCCACUCCCAAGAGUCCUUUAAAUGUUGUUGUGCUCUUGUAGUUAGAGAAUAUCUCUGAGUGGAGUGUCAGAGAUGUGGGACUCUCACAGAAAAUUUCUGUACAGUCCAGGAUUACUCUGACAUUUGGACUGAAUGAACUAUACUUCUCAGGCAUGGAAGAGCUUAUUUGUUCCCUUGACAUCCAAAUGGGAACAGAGCCUAAAA